This is a messenger RNA of Ascochyta rabiei, 363 nucleotides long. RefSeq lists its product as uncharacterized. The transcript has 4 exons. NCBI's taxonomy places the organism in Eukaryota, Fungi, Ascomycota, Dothideomycetes, Pleosporales, Didymellaceae. Gene Ontology annotation, molecular function: RNA binding. Bases 1 to 363 code for a protein of 120 amino acids. The record is from RefSeq and is a predicted model, not a curated record.
AUGCAUGCCGCCUGUCUAGCUGCAACCUCCGCUAACCGGGCCCUUCCCUGUAGAGCUCUCUUCGUAAAGAACCUGAGCUUCAACGUCACUCCAGAGGAGCUUUUCGACCUCUUUGGCAAGUUCGGCCCGGUGCGCCAAAUUCGCCAGGGUAUCGCCAACAACACAAAGGGCACCGCCUUCGUCGUCUAUGAGGACGUCAUGGAUGCAAAGUCAGCUUGCGACAAGCUGAACGGCUUCAACUUCCAGAACCGUUAUCUCGUCGUGUUAUAUCACCAGCCAGACAAGAUGAUCAAGGCCGCAAACGACCUCGCCGAGCGCCAAGAGAACUUAGAAAAGCUCAAACAGCAACACGGCAUUGAUUAG